Messenger RNA from Hypoxylon fragiforme, 5357 nucleotides. Its product is annotated as ABC-2 type transporter-domain-containing protein. The transcript has 3 exons. Gene Ontology annotation, biological process: transmembrane transport. Gene Ontology annotation, molecular function: ATP hydrolysis activity; ATP binding; ABC-type transporter activity. The coding region runs from base 627 to 5357 and encodes 1576 amino acids. Lineage: Eukaryota; Fungi; Ascomycota; Sordariomycetes; Xylariales; Hypoxylaceae. Gene Ontology annotation, cellular component: membrane. The record is from RefSeq and is a predicted model, not a curated record.
ACAACUGACUAGCCUAUCAGUGGCGGGCGCAUCGUGAGCCGCUGCGUGAUAACAAUAUGCAACCCAGCAUGAGAUGAUAGUUCUGGGGCCUGAUACAAUCAGUUGUGGAACUUGAGGCUUCUUACAAAUUACCUUUGUAGGUAAUACCGCUCUCGUAGGGGCGGAUGUCGUAUUUGGGUUCCAACGACCUAAGGCGAAGGGACUGAUUAACAAUCAGGUGUGGGCGGCCGGGUUCACGAUUCCCCAUUAAACAUCCCCUUAGUACUCACUUUUAACAUUAUACAUAUGAGAGGUGCUUUACCUUGGAAACUGACCUUGGGAGCCUGCCUAUUGCUCAAUAAUAUUCUGCUUAUAAACGUUGCCCCUUGUAGACUUCUGUAUCAAGGCCAACCCCCAUCGGCUAAUACCCCUUCCGUCGUAAACUUAGACUUUCAUGUUCAUGAGUGUGUUUAAACUCUUAUCUUACAUGGUCUCUUUCAUCCCCAUCUAAACGAUCCCGUCGGGCCUCUUCGGCUUGACUUGUGCUACCCGUCUGCUGGCAAGGCAGCAACGGCGCAUCUCUUUGUCUCACUUAGCUCGCAGCAAGCUUUCAAGGCCGGGCUAUUCAAAUAGUCCAUCCGACCGCCAUGUGGGCUACUCAGAUUAAUGGCGAAGGUCAUCGCCGUAGAGAAUAUGGCAUGGCUCCAAACCAAUGGCAUCGCGACGACCCGCCCCCCGAUGCUGGCAGAUCGAAUGCGACUGACCCUACAGGAAACCAUGGGGAAGGUGAUGGAUCAUCCGAGUCUGAUGCGGCUGGAAACGGGGAGGGGACUUGGGGCGAGCGGGACGUUGGAGGAUUUGGUGAGCAUGAAGCUAUGGAAGAAUUGGAGGUGUUAAGGCACAACCUCUCACAAAUGCAUAGAACGAGAACGCGCGACACACAGGCGAGCAAGCACUUUGACUUGACCCAAGUUCGCAGUCGUCUAAGCGAAGCACCCAACAACCUGUCAAGACCACACACCAAGCAGACUGAGCCCAAGGGCGACGAGCAGGUUACCGUGGCCGAAGAGGAAUUCGAACUAGGCAAGUUUAUGCGGGAUGGCCACUUCGAGAAGCGGACUGAGUCUUCUGAAAAGCGAGUCGGUGUUGUUUACAAGCACCUCACCGUGAAAGGCGUUGGAUCCUCGUCUUCCAUCGUCCGAACGGUCCCAGAUGCCAUCAUUGGAACCUUUGGGCCUGAUUUGUAUCACAUCGUCUCACGCUACAUACCUUUCCUCCGAUUCGGUAGAAAGCCGCAGACACGCACGCUGAUCAACGACUUUGUCGGCUGUGUGCGAGAUGGCCAGAUGAUGCUGGUCCUGGGUCGCCCCGGAUCCGGAUGCAGCACCUUUCUCAAAGCCGUCAGCAACGACACCGAGUCCUUCGCUGGUGUCGAGGGAGAGGUUUCCUACGGUGGAAUCCCAGCCAAGCAGCAGAAGCAGAUCUAUCGAGGUGAAGUCAACUAUAAUCCCGAAGACGACAUCCAUUUUGCCUCGCUCAAUGUUUGGCAAACCCUCACUUUCGCGCUCAUGAACAAGACGAAGAGGGCGGCCAAGGAGGAAAUCCCAGUCAUUGCCAAUGCGCUGAUGAAGAUGUUUGGUAUCAGCCAUACCAAGUACACACUCAUUGGCGACGAGAAUAUCCGGGGCGUGUCGGGUGGUGAGCGCAAGCGUGUGUCUAUCGCGGAGACGCUGGCCUCCAAGUCCACUGUCAUGGCUUGGGAUAAUUCCACCCGUGGAUUAGACGCCUCAACGGCUCUCGAUUACGCAAAGUCGCUCCGCAUCAUGACCGACAUCACCAAUCGCACAACCCUCGUCACACUCUACCAAGCUGGUGAGGGUAUCUACGAGCUCAUGGACAAGGUACUAGUCAUCGACCAAGGGCGGCAAAUAUUCUCCGGGCCAGCCAAGGACGCGAAGCAAUACUUCAUCGACCUCGGGUUCGAAUGUCCGGAGCGGCAAACGACGGCGGAUUUCUUGACAGCCGUCACCGAUCCCAGGGAGCGACGAUUCAGGCCCGGCUUUGAAGACAGGGCGCCCAAGACCCCCGAGGAGCUGGAGGAGGCUUUCCGCAAGUCGCCGAACUACCAAAAGUUGCUCGAAGAUGUGCAGGAUUACGAAGAGCACCUCCGCAAGACCGAGUAUGUCGAUGCGAAGAGGUUCGACAACGCGGUGCAGGCAGCCAAGUCAAAGCACGUCGGCGAGAAGUCACCGUACACCAUCUCCUUCACCCGCCAGGUGUUGGCCAGCACCAAGCGAGAGUUCUGGCUGCUAUUUGGCGACAAGGCGGCUCUUUGGACCAAGCUGUUCAUCAUUAUCUCCAACGGGUUCAUCGUCGGCUCGCUUUACUACAAGCAGCCCUUCUCAACCGCCGGAGCCUUUACUCGUGGCGGUGCGCUGUUCUUCUCCAUCAUCUUCCUUGGCUGGCUUCAGCUGUCGGAGCUCAGCAAGGCGGUUGCGGGGCGGGAUAUCGCCGCUCGCCAUCGGGACUAUGCCUUCUACCGCCCCUCUGCUGUCUCGAUCGCCCGCGUCAUCCACGAUAUUCCUGUCGUCUUCGUGCAGGUCUGCAUCUUUGGCUUGACCAUGUACUUCAUGACCAACCUCGAUGUCGAUGUUAGCAAAUUCUGGAUCUAUAUGUUGUUUGUUUAUGCCACGACCAUCAUGAUCACGGCCCUGUACCGCAUGUUCGCGAGCUUGUCGCCCGAGAUCAACACUGCCGUGCGCUUCUCCAGUACCGCCCUCAACUUACUUGUUAUCUACACUGGCUACGUCCUUCCCAAGACCAAGCUCCUGAACGACUCUAUCUGGUUCGGCUGGCUGUACUGGGUGAACCCGAUAUCGUACAGUUUUGAGGCGGUCUUGACGAACGAGCUCUCGAACAGAGUCAUGGACUGCGCGCCUGCACAGCUCGUACCCCAAGGCCCGAAUGUUCUCCCUGAAUACCAGGGCUGCGCUCUCACCGGUUCCAAACCCAAUUCUCAUGAGGUCCCGGGAAGCGAUUACCUGGAAGCCGCCUUGAGCUACAGCCGCUCGAACCUGUGGCGCAACUUUGGCGUCGUGAUUGCUUUCCUGGUUUUGUACGUCGCCAUCACGGUCGUCGCUACGGAGAUGUUCGACUUCUCAUCGGAGGGCGGCGGUGCGCUGGUCUUCAAGAACAACAAAAAGGCCAAGAAGGAAGUGCAGAAAGCCACUGCCCCGUCGGACAUCGAGAAUGGAGGCAAUAGCAGCAGCAAGUCUUCGGCAACGAGAGUUGGCGAGUCUGGGAACACUACUUCUGAGGAGCAAAAUGAGACGCUGGAGCAGCUGACCAAGAGCGACUCUAUCUUCACAUGGCGAGAUGUGGAGUACAGCGUACCGUAUCUCGGAGGCGAGCGCAAGUUACUAAACAAGGUCAACGGCUACGCGAAGCCCGGUAUCAUGGUUGCUCUGAUGGGCGCUUCUGGUGCUGGCAAAUCCACACUCCUGAAUGUCCUAGCCCAGCGCCAGCGUGUUGGCGUUGUCACCGGUGAAAUGUUCGUCGACGGGAAGCCCCUUGGCCUCGAGUUCCAGCGGAACACGGGCUUCUGUCUUCAAGGAGAUAUCCACGACGGCACUCAAACCAUCCGCGAAGCUAUUGAGUUCUCUGCGCUUUUGCGACAGGAAGCCUCCAUCCCCCGAGACGAGAAGAUCGCCUACGUAGACAAGAUUAUCGACCUGCUUGAGCUAAACGAUCUGGAAGAUGCCAUCAUAAGCUCUCUCGGCGUUGAGGUGCGCAAGCGCCUUACCAUCGGCGUCGAGCUCGCCGCAAAGCCCUCUCUGCUCCUCUUCCUCGACGAGCCAACAUCCGGUCUAGAUUCCCAAUCCGCCUACUCCAUCGUCACCUUCCUCAAGAAGCUCUGCGCUGCCGGCCAAGCUAUCGUGUGCACCAUCCACCAGCCCAGCUCAGCUCUGAUCCAGCAAUUCGAUAUGGUGCUAGCUCUCAACCCCGGCGGAAACACAUUCUACUUCGGCCCCAUUGGCGAGAACGGCAAAGACGUUAUCAAGUACUUCGCUGACCGCGGCGCCACUUGCCCUACCGGGAAGAACGUCGCCGAGUUCAUCCUCGAGACGGCGGCACGCCCACAUAAGCGUCCCGACGGCACCAAGGUAGACUGGAACGAAGAGUGGCGGACCAGCGAGCAGGCACAGCACGUCAUCGAAGAAAUCGACGGCCUCAAGCGCGUGCGCAGCACAGCCACCCAACCUAACAACAACAACAACAACAACAACAAGCAACUCUCCUCCUCCUCUUCGUCGCAUGAGCAAAAGGAAUACUCGGCGCCGGUGUUUCUGCAGAUCUCGGAGCUGACGAAGCGGAUCUUCCGGCAGUACUGGCGGGACCCGUCGUACGUGUACGGCAAGUUCUUCACGGCGGUGGUGAUCGGCAUCUUCAACGGGUUCACGUUCUGGCAGUGCGGGCACUCGAUCCAGGACAUGCAGAACCGCAUGUUCACCAUCUUCAUGAUCGUCACCAUCCCCGCCACCGUCGUCAACGGCGUCGUCCCCCAGUUCGACGACAACAUGGCCCUCUGGCAGGCCCGCGAGUACCCUUCACGUAUAUAUGGCUGGCUCGCCUUCUGCACGGCGAACGUGGUCGCAGAGUUGCCCGCGGCCGUCAUUUCGGGCGCCCUGUACUGGGCGCUGUGGAUUUGGCCGGCGGGCAUUGCGGCAACGAGCGAGGCGGCGGGAUACACGUUCUUGAUGACUGUGCUGGUCUUCCUGUUCAUGAACAGCUGGGGGCAGUGGAUAUGCGCGUUCACCCCUAGCUCCACCGUCACCGCAAAUGUGCUCCCCUUCUUCUUCGUCAUGUUCGGUCUGUUCAACGGCGUCGUCCAGUCCUACUCCAUGCUGCCCGUCUUCUGGAGCUCCUGGAUGUACUGGGUCAACCCGGCGACGUACUGGAUCGGCGGGAUGCUGGCCGCCACAAUGGACGGCGUCCCAAUCCAGUGCGACCCCUCGGAGACCGCGCAGUUCGACGUGCCCCCGAACCAGACCUGCCAAUCGUACGCGGGCGAGUUCGCCCAGGCUGCCGGCGGCUACUUGCUUAACCCCGAUGCCACCAGCGGCUGCCAGUACUGCCAGUACAGCGUCGCUAACCAGUAUCUCGCCACUCUUAACAUUGAAGCUAGCGAGAAAUGGAGAGACCUUGGCAUUUUCGCGGCCUUCUGCAUCUCUAACUGGGCGCUCGUGUACUUCUUCAUCUACACGGUGCGCGUCCGCGGCUGGUCAUUCGGAUUCAACUCCGUAGGCAGUGCUGCCGGCAAGCUUGUCAGCGCGGCGAAGAAGCCGUUCAAGAGGUCACCCAAGAAGGACCAGGACUAG